Molecule: messenger RNA, 252 nt
Organism: Iphiclides podalirius (scarce swallowtail)
Lineage: Eukaryota; Metazoa; Arthropoda; Insecta; Lepidoptera; Papilionidae
Source: the annotation of a GenBank genome assembly
AUGUCGCCGUUAACACCACGCCGCCCAUUCUCACUCCAUAUCAAGUUUGGACCGUGCGGGCCGACGAUAAAUCCGACGAACGGAUAUCCCCUGAUCCCCGUCUCCGCUAAUGAUCGCAAAUAUUUAAUAAUGCAGACAACGCCACUGUACGUAGCGCGACGCAAUAACGGCCCGUCGGACGAAACGAACCCGGCACGUGACUCGAAGACAAAACAGUGCGUAACUUUCGCUGUGACGACGCGCGAGCGAGAA